AUGUGUGACAUGGGGGGACUGGAUAACCUGGUGGCCAACACGGCCUACCUAAAAGCCCAGGGUGGUGAUGACAAGGAGAUGAAAAAACGCCGCCGGAGCUUGUCUCUCCCCAAGCCUGACCAAUGCGCUGCGGUGCGAAGUUCCCUCGAGAAGGACUUUACAAUGAUUUGUGAACGGCAGCCUAUUGGCAAAAAGUUUUUCCGCGAGUUCCUGGCAAGUAAAACUGAGUUCAAGCUCGCCGCUGAUUUCCUGGAUGAGUUUUACGACUGGGAUCUGGCCGAAGGUCCAACGAAAGACAAGUCACGCACAAACAUCAUCAACAAGUACUGCAAGGCCGACUCCAAGAACUUCAUGUCCUUUCUUACCGGGGAGCCUGCUGAGAAAUGCAAGUCAGUCACAGAGGCCAACUUUGAAGAGGUGAUGAAGAGCAAGGUCCAGGAAGGUGUACGGGAGUUUCUGAAAAGCAAACCCUUCACAGAAUACCAGGCGAGCCCAUUCUUUGAUAAAUUCCUCCAGUGGAAAGAGUACGAGAAACAGCCCAUCAGUGACAAAUACUUCUAUGAGUUCAGAACUCUGGGAAAAGGAGGCUUCGGAGAGGUGUGUGCUGUUCAGGUGAAGAACACAGGCCAGAUGUACGCCUGCAAGAAGUUGUGUAAAAAGCGACUGAAGAAGAAAGGCGGUGAGAAGAUGGCCCUGUUGGAGAAGAAGAUCUUAGAGAAGGUUAACAGCCUGUUUCUGGUCAACUUGGCCUACGCUUACGACAGCAAGACCCACCUGUGCCUUGUCAUGACCCUGAUGAAUGGAGGAGACCUCAAGUACCACAUUUACAACAUAGGCUACGAUGGCAAGGGUGUGGACAAGGGCAUCGAGAUGAAGCGCAUCAUCCACUACACGGCACAGAUCACCACUGGCAUUCUCCAUCUGCAUGAGAUGGAUAUUAUAUAUCGUGAUAUGAAGCCGGAGAACGUGUUGCUGGACAGCCAAGGCCAAUGUCGACUCUCCGAUUUGGGUCUGGCCAUAGAGAUCGCUCCAGAGAAGACUGUCACCCAGAUGGCUGGUACCGGAGCCUACAUGGCCCCUGAGAUCCUGACCAAAACCCCGUACAGGACAUCAGUGGACUGGUGGGCCCUUGGGUGCAGUAUCUAUGAGAUGGUGGCCGGCUACACACCGUUCAAAGGCCCCGAGAGCAAAAAGGAGAAGGUGGAGAAGGAGGAGGUGCAGCGCCGUAUCACCAACGAGGAGCCGAAGUGGGAGCACAAGUGUUUCGAUGCCCCCACCAAAGACAUCAUCCAGCAGUUCCUCAAGAAAAAGAUAGAGGAGCGCCUCGGCAUGAAGAACAACCUGGAGGAUCCCAGGAAGCACGAGUGGUUCAAGACCAUAAACUUCCCCCGACUGGAGGCAGGACUAGUGGAUCCUCCGUGGGUCCCCAAGCCCAACGUUGUCUACGCCAAGGACACCGGCGACAUCGCAGAGUUCUCCGAGAUCAAGGGCAUCGAGUUUGACGCCAAGGAUGACAAAUUCUUCAAGGAGUUCGCCACAGGUGCAGUGCCCAUCCCGUGGCAGCAGGAGAUGAUUGACACUGGACUGUUCGAUGAGCUCAAUGAUCCCAACCGGAAAGAGGGUGGAGGAGGUUUUGAUGAUGAGAAGAAGUCUGGCACGUGUAUAUUGCUGUGA
This is a messenger RNA of Stegastes partitus (bicolor damselfish), 1674 nucleotides long. RefSeq names its product G protein-coupled receptor kinase 7a (gene grk7a). The record is from RefSeq and is a predicted model, not a curated record. The transcript has 4 exons. Gene Ontology annotation, cellular component: cytoplasm. The coding region runs from base 1 to 1674 and encodes 557 amino acids. Gene Ontology annotation, molecular function: rhodopsin kinase activity; ATP binding. Gene Ontology annotation, biological process: protein phosphorylation; signal transduction; regulation of signal transduction. NCBI's taxonomy places the organism in Eukaryota, Metazoa, Chordata, Actinopteri, Pomacentridae.